UCCUCCCUAAACAUCUGUUACCGAUGUUUGAAGAACCUCUCCACCUCUAAAAGCUCGCAAUCGCGGAAAAAUUCGGAAAGCAAGGCGGAAAAAAACAUUCGAUACGCGAUUGCCAAAGGCGGAAGAGGAUUACGUCGGCGACCUUGUCUACCUGUUUGCCAUUACAUAACCGAGAAACAACCUCAAGAUGACCAGUAAAGUGCUGCGAAAGGUGACGCACUGCAUCUUCGACAUGGACGGAUUGCUGCUGGACACGGAGCGGAUAUACGAGGAGGUCACCCGGCAAAUAGCCGCCUCCUUCGGCCGUCCGUAUCCGGUGGACGUGCGAUUCCGGGUCAUGGGCACCACGGAGCAGCGCUCGGCGGAGAUAGCCAUCACCGAGUGCCAGCUGCCCAUCACGACAACAGACUUCCUCAAGCGGUACACGCAAAUGUGCCACGAGCGGCUUCACAACGUUCCCCUGCUGGAAGGUGCUGAGCGCCUGCUGCGUCAUCUGCAUGCCAACAAGGUGCCCUUUUGCCUGGCCACCAGCUCCGGCGCCGACAUGGUCGAGCUGAAGAGCAACCAGCACCGGGAACUGUUCAGCCUGUUCAACCACAAGGUGUGUGGCUCCACGGACAAGGAGGUGGCUAACGGCAAGCCGGCACCGGACAUUUUCCUGGUGGCCGCCUCCAGAUUCGCUGUGCCGCCCAAAGCCUCCGACUGUUUGGUAUUCGAGGAUUCGCCGAAUGGCGUAACGGCGGGCAAUAGCGCUGGAAUGCAGGUGGUCAUGGUGCCGGAUCCGCGGCUGUCGCAGGAGAAGACCUCCCACGCCACCCAGGUACUGGGUUCCCUGGCGGAUUUCAAACCGGAGCUGUUCGGUCUGCCCCCCUUCAAGGAUUGAGCUUAAGAGCUGAUUUUAUAUGCUAUUGCUAUAACUGGAAAUUAACGUACCUACCAAGCGAAAGAUUUUAAGUGUAAUGUGUUACUUAAUAUACACGUAAUUGUGAAUAUA
Molecule: messenger RNA, 994 nt
Organism: Drosophila suzukii
Lineage: Eukaryota; Metazoa; Arthropoda; Insecta; Diptera; Drosophilidae
Gene: Gs1l
Product: pseudouridine 5'-phosphatase-like Gs1l
Molecular function (GO): phosphatase activity
Source: RefSeq, a predicted model, not a curated record